UUAUCUGUUUUUGUAGCAGUCGUCGACGGGUUUUCACAUUAAACGAUCAUUUUAAGGGCGAACCAAUCAAACUGCAAAUUUAUACAAAUUGAUACUAAACGGGUUAUAUUAAUUUUAUAACAAAAAUUAAGUGUGUAAAUAAGUUUGAGCGGAGUCGUAAUUAAAACUAAUUGGGUGUAAUAUAGCGAUAAUUAUUUUGUAUUAAGGCGGCUUUUGACAGUAUUUUGCUCUUUUCGAGUGUGACUUUUUUUUAAAUUUGGAAAUCGAAAUGCAUUUCGGUGUGAAUUGUGCGUGAGUGUGUGGAUUUUGGACAGUGGUCAAGUGAGCUGCAACGAUUGGUUUGUUGUGGUGCCCGGAGGAAGAUGGCGGUAUAGGGCGAGGCCAGGUCUGGCCUUUCGGGGCCAUGCUCAAUAACCUUACCUCUACGGCAUUAGGAGGUCACAAAGAGUGCGACAGCAAGGUCGAACUGAAGCCGAACGUGGAGCGGCAUCAUGCCGGCGGAGCACGGCUGCUUGCUCACUCCAUACGACAAGAUCACCUGCAAGGUGGUAUACAUCAGCAGCACAGCGGGCAUAUGUCGACAGUGCCCGUCAGUAUGUCUUCCUCAGCAUCCGAUAGCGACAAACCAGCUAAACAGAAAAGGCAUAGAACGAGAUUUACACCGGCACAACUAAAUGAGUUAGAGCGGUGUUUCACCAAAACACACUAUCCAGACAUCUUCAUGAGAGAAGAGAUCGCAAUGAGAAUUGGUCUGACGGAGAGUCGAGUACAGGUUUGGUUCCAAAACCGGCGAGCGAAGUGGAAAAAGCGUAAGAAGAGCACCAAUGUGUUCAGAUCCCCUGGGUCCCUGCUCCCUUCCCACGGUCUUCCCCCGUUUGGGGCUGGAGACGUUUGCUCACCCGGAGUUUUCGCGGAUCGGGCCUGGAGUAUGCCACCUGGUCUAGGUCAGCUUUCCCAGGGCGGCGUAUCGAUGGGCGGAUUCGGUUCGGGCGGUCUGCCCCAGCUGGCGGCGGAUCUUAACCCCAUCAACUCCGUAGGCUCACAGCCCUAUCAGACUCACUAUCCGUUAAAUUCAUUGGGUGACACCAUGAUGUCGUACUGCAACAACAUCAACCAGCAAAGCGCGCUGGAAGGCUCGCCUACUCCGCCACAACCACACUGUGGGUCUAGCGGCUCGCCCGUAGCUUCCGGUAAUGGCGGUGAACAUCCGGAAGAAGAAGUAUGGCGCGGUCACAGCAUCGCCGCCCUACGCCGACGCGCCUCGGAACUUUCCGCUGCUAUCCCGCCCUAUCUCCAACUCAACUAUGACGCACAUAGCCCUGUCUACUAAUCGUAUAGCAGAUAAGCCUACGCAAAUUAUUAUAAUUUUAUAAUGUUAUUCCAAUUUUAAGGUAUUCUUUCGUAACAUAGUUGUUUUGAUUCAAUCUAAUAAUAGUACCUAAUCAACAAACAAAAAGAUUAGGGUCUACCAAUUAAAUACAGAGAGUAUCCGAUAUCAGGUAAGGAUAGUCACCUCAACUGUUUUAAGUCAAAACAAGUGAAUAUUGGUGAUUAUCCGUAAUACAAAUUACCACAAUUGGUCGCUACCAAGUUUUAUGUUUAUCGGAGUUAGACGACCCAAUAAUCUACGCAUUAGAUUGGGAUUUGGAUUUAUAGACCGGUUGUAGAUUUCGUCGUCAUAUUUCUUAUUUGUCUGGCAGAACAAGCAAAGAAAAGCAAGUGAAUCUCUAUCAAUUUAUUGUAAGUAAAUUAAUAAUUUUAUACAUUUUUUCUUUGUAAAUGUUGUACUGUUAAACUUAUAUUGUUUAAUAUAUUAUUUACAUCAUAAUUUAUUUUGUAAGUUUAAAAUUAUGUUCCUUUUUAUACGUGUACAUAUUUUAUUUUAAGUCUACUUGACUUACUUUCUACAAUUGAAACGAAAAUUCAUUACAUUAUUUACAAAAUUCUACUGUCAUCAGUUUGUCGCCAUACAACAUCAAAAAGUUUAAACAAAACACUGUCGUUUAAAUUCCUUUUAUGUACGUGUACAUAUUUCUCAAAGAAUUGUAGAUUAUCUUGACAGUUUGAAAUACAGAACUGAAAAUUGAGAAAUCUUA
Pieris napi is the source of this 2096-nucleotide messenger RNA. RefSeq names its product homeobox protein orthopedia-like. Lineage: Eukaryota; Metazoa; Arthropoda; Insecta; Lepidoptera; Pieridae. Gene Ontology annotation, biological process: regulation of DNA-templated transcription; neuron differentiation. The record is from RefSeq and is a predicted model, not a curated record. Gene Ontology annotation, molecular function: DNA-binding transcription factor activity, RNA polymerase II-specific; DNA binding. The transcript is spliced from 8 exons. Bases 404 to 1330 code for a protein of 308 amino acids.